This is a messenger RNA of Paracoccidioides brasiliensis Pb18, 1023 nucleotides long. RefSeq names its product 3-methyl-2-oxobutanoate hydroxymethyltransferase. Gene Ontology annotation, molecular function: magnesium ion binding; 3-methyl-2-oxobutanoate hydroxymethyltransferase activity. The coding region runs from base 1 to 1023 and encodes 340 amino acids. Gene Ontology annotation, cellular component: mitochondrion. Gene Ontology annotation, biological process: pantothenate biosynthetic process. The transcript has 2 exons. The record is from RefSeq and is a predicted model, not a curated record.
AUGGGCCUCCGCUUCCCCGUUCGGUUGGUCAAGCUAACGUUUUCCACUGCUGUCCAAUGUCCACCCCGCUGGUUACCCCUCGCUUCCAUAUCUGCUGUAACAAGCCCGGGCCCCUCGCGGCGUCAAGUCCGUCACAGCUCUCAUUCUCCAAUGGGCGCACCCGUCACGCGCAAGAAAGUCACCAUCAAGUCACUGCAGGCGCUCUAUAAAAGAGAUGAGCCCAUCACUAUGCUUACAGCACAUGAUUUUCCAAGUGGACAUGUGGCAGAAGCUGCUGGAAUGGAUAUGGUCCUCGUCGGUGAUAGCUUGGCAAUGGUUGCCCUUGGCAUGGACGACACUAGCGAGGUGUGCUUGGACGAGAUGAUACUGCAUUGCCGCAGUGUAUCUCGUGCGGUUGGGUCAGCUUUCACUGUUGGUGACUUGCCAAUGGGUUCAUAUGAGAUAUCCCCCGAGCAAGGCGUCGCGUCUGCUAUACGUAUCGUUAAAGAAGGACGAGUACAAAGCGUCAAACUAGAAGGGGGCGAAGAGAUGGCACCAACUAUCAAAGCCAUCACGCAGGCUGGGAUUCCAGUUGUCGCCCAUGUUGGUCUGACACCCCAACGCCAGAACUCCCUCGGAGGUUUCCUCGUCCAAGGUAAAUCAGCCGCUAGCGCUUUAAGGAUCCUCAAAGAUGCACUUGCAGUGAAAGAGGCUGGGGCAUUCAUGGUUGUCCUGGAAGCGGUUCCAUCGGAAAUAGCUCGCAUCAUCACCAAAAAGUUAAAAAUCCCAACCAUCGGAAUAGGGGCAGGCAAAGGUUGCUCAGGACAAGUCCUAGUUCAGGUCGAUAUGACCGGGAAUUUCCCACCAGGACGCUAUCUCCCGAAAUUUGUGAAGAAGUACGGCGACGUAUGGAACGAAAGCUUGAAAGCAAUCGAGCAAUAUAGAGAUGAAGUCAAAAAGCGGGAGUAUCCUUCUCCGGAGUACACAUACCACAUGGCAAAGGAAGACCUCCAGGAGUUUGAGAAAUUGGUAGAUAGAGAUUAG